GCCCGCUCCGAGGCGCCAAUAAAUACGCUCCCCUCCUCCUCCUGCCUCUUAUGCUCACCACCGCUCCAAGGAACGGAACCAACAAAUCCGAUCCCCAAAUCUCGUCUCCGGUCGCCUCGAGGCUCGUCGAAGAAUCUCCUUCCCCCCGCCUCCCCAAGAUGCAGAUCUUUGUGAAGACUUUGACUGGCAAGACCAUCACCCUUGAGGUUGAGUCGUCUGACACCAUCGACAACGUUAAGGCCAAGAUCCAGGAUAAGGAGGGCAUCCCACCGGACCAGCAGCGUCUCAUCUUCGCUGGCAAGCAGCUGGAGGAUGGUCGCACCCUCGCUGACUACAACAUUCAGAAGGAGUCCACCCUUCACCUUGUGCUGCGUCUGCGUGGUGGUAUGCAGAUCUUUGUGAAGACUUUGACUGGCAAGACCAUCACCCUUGAGGUGGAGUCAUCUGACACCAUUGACAACGUGAAGGCCAAGAUCCAGGAUAAGGAGGGCAUUCCCCCGGACCAGCAGCGUCUGAUCUUUGCUGGCAAGCAGCUGGAAGAUGGCCGCACCCUCGCCGACUACAACAUCCAGAAGGAGUCCACCCUUCACCUUGUCCUGCGUCUGCGUGGUGGUAUGCAGAUCUUCGUCAAGACCCUCACCGGCAAGACCAUCACCCUGGAGGUGGAGAGCUCUGACACCAUCGACAACGUGAAGGCCAAGAUCCAGGACAAGGAGGGCAUUCCCCCGGACCAGCAGCGUCUGAUCUUCGCAGGAAAGCAGCUGGAGGAUGGUCGCACCCUUGCUGACUACAACAUCCAGAAGGAGUCCACCCUUCACCUUGUCCUGCGUCUGCGUGGUGGUAUGCAGAUCUUUGUGAAGACUUUGACUGGCAAGACCAUCACCCUUGAGGUGGAGUCAUCUGACACCAUUGACAACGUGAAGGCCAAGAUCCAGGACAAGGAGGGCAUUCCCCCGGACCAGCAGCGCCUGAUCUUUGCAGGAAAGCAGCUGGAGGAUGGCCGCACCCUUGCUGACUACAACAUCCAGAAGGAGUCCACCCUCCACCUGGUGCUCCGCCUUCGAGGUGGUCAGUAAUGGUCUGCUCUUGCCCUCUGAAGUAUCUGUCUCAGUUCGUGUUAAGUCUACCUGUGUCUGGUUGAUGGACCAUCGAGUCCCCCCAGUGUCUGUUGGUUUCGUGCAAACAGUUACUGCUAUAGCAGUAUGGUUUUAAGUACUAUGAGAAAGCAUAAGUGAAGUUUGGCAUUAUAA
Molecule: messenger RNA, 1250 nt
Organism: Brachypodium distachyon (stiff brome)
Lineage: Eukaryota; Viridiplantae; Streptophyta; Magnoliopsida; Poales; Poaceae
Product: polyubiquitin
Exons: 2
Coding region: 51-1076 (341 amino acids)
Biological process (GO): modification-dependent protein catabolic process; protein ubiquitination
Cellular component (GO): cytoplasm; nucleus
Molecular function (GO): ubiquitin protein ligase binding; protein tag activity
Source: RefSeq, a predicted model, not a curated record